AUGGCUGGUAGAAAUGAUCGUGCGAUUGCUGAUGCUCUUCAAGCAUUAGCACAAGCUAUGAAUAAUAACAAUAGGACUGAAGUCGCUCCUAACUGGUUGGAGCAAUUUCAGCGAAAUCACCCACCUACAUUUAAAGGAGGAAAUGACCUAGAUGCUGCUAUGAAUUGGUUAACGGAGAUUGAGAAAAUCUUCAACGUUAUGGAUUGUCCCCUCACUCAGAAGGUGAAGUUGGCCACCUUCAUGUUGACUGCUGAUGCUCACUUUUGGUGGGAAGGAGCACUUCGGAGGAUGAUUGAUGGAGGGGUGCACUUGAAUUGGGACAACUUUAAGAAAGCUUUCCUUGAGAAGUAUUUCCCGGAUGAUGUGAGGAGUCGAAAAGAAAUGGAAUUCCUUGAGCUGAAUCAAGGGAACGACAUAGUGGCAGAGUAUGCUGCCAAAUUUGAUGCUUUGGUUCAUUAUUGUACACACUACCAUGGUGAGGGUGGUGAAAGAGCUAAAUGCAUAAAAUUUAUAAAUGGUCUGCGUCCUGAAGUGAAAACUGCAAUUAACUAUCAGGAGAUAUAUCACUUUCCCACUCUAGUUAAUAGGUGCAACAUUUAUGAUCGUGACAACCGUGCUCGUGCUGCUUUCUAUAAAGGAGUUGGAGGUCCUAUCCGUGCUGUGAGUUCUAGUACUUCAGGUAAGAAUAAGCCUUACUCCGCUCCCACUAGAUUUCAAGGGAGUAAAGGUGCUGCUAAUAAAAGCAAGUCAUUUACUAUGCAUGAAUGCAUGGACUCUUAUACAAUAUCAUAA
Cajanus cajan (pigeon pea) is the source of this 792-nucleotide messenger RNA. Lineage: Eukaryota; Viridiplantae; Streptophyta; Magnoliopsida; Fabales; Fabaceae. The record is from RefSeq and is a predicted model, not a curated record.